Molecule: messenger RNA, 332 nt
Organism: Staurois parvus
Lineage: Eukaryota; Metazoa; Chordata; Amphibia; Anura; Ranidae
Source: the annotation of a GenBank genome assembly
UCACCGAUCCACGGAAAGAGCUGAAGAUGUCGGCUCGGUCAUGUGAUCAGCUGUGUCCAAUCACAGCUGAUAACAUGGGACAUGCACACUGAUCAUCAGAGCACUGAUGAUCAGUGUGCCCUGAUGAUCAGUGUAGCCCCAGCAGUGCCACCUGUCAGUGUCCAUCAGUGCCAGCUGUCAGUGCUCAUCAGUGCCACGUGCCAGUGCCCAUCAGUGCCACAUCAAUGCCACAUAUCAGUGCCUACCAAUGCACAUCAAUGCCACAUAUCAGUGCCCAUCUGAGCUGCCUUUCAGUGUCACCCAUCAGUGCCAGUCAGUGCCACCUAUCAAUG